Messenger RNA from Oncorhynchus gorbuscha (pink salmon), 3297 nucleotides. RefSeq names its product beta-1,3-galactosyltransferase 2-like. Gene Ontology annotation, cellular component: membrane. Gene Ontology annotation, molecular function: N-acetyl-beta-D-glucosaminide beta-(1,3)-galactosyltransferase activity. The record is from RefSeq and is a predicted model, not a curated record. The transcript has 2 exons. Bases 659 to 2014 code for a protein of 451 amino acids. Lineage: Eukaryota; Metazoa; Chordata; Actinopteri; Salmoniformes; Salmonidae.
GAGAGAGAGGGAAAGAGGAAGCGCGAGGGCAGGAAAGAUAAGAGCAGAUGCAGAGUGCCUGAGAGAACCAGAGACGUACAGAGGAAAGAACACGCAAGGGAGCGACUGGAGUGGAGUGCACGGGACAACUUUACCCCGCUCUGCUGGAUCUCAUCUCUACGGCUCCGUUAGCCUCAAGUUAGCAGCAGCACUGAACACGAGACUGCAUUGCUGGUGCGCCAACAGUGUUCCCAUAUGAGUAAUAUUGAACUGAAACCAAGGGAGGGACGGUUCUGCGCGUGGUGAAAACAUAGCAGAGGAACGACGGCGUCCAAACCUGAAGACCGGAUCCAUAGAAGCAGUGGCCGUGUGAUUCAGCUAACCACCCAGUGGGAGAAGAGCAGCGAUAGAAGUGUAACUGUGCGACGGAGAUGAGAGCCAAGGUGUGUUGUGGGAAGGGAGAAGAGGAUAUUACCUUUCAAUCUAGGGGCAGCACUGGGCAGAGGCAUGGGGAGGUUGUUUUACUCAGAGAUGUGCAGAGCACCUCCGUCCUCCUCUAAAACGACUUGAACUGGGAAUAGAUAAAGCCUCUUGAAGACUGCACUUCGUCUCAGAGCAUGAAGCUGGUUGUAACAUACAGGCAGGACUGACAUCUGACAAGCAAUUUAAAGUGACUUGAAUGGAAGUACAGCACCAGCCCAGGUGUAGUUCCCCCAGGAACUCCCGACACAUCGCCACUGUCAUCUGCAAUAAAGGUUUGUUCGCACACGACAAGCACCUGACCAGGUGUCACCGCUGCCCAAGUGAGGUGGUGCACACAGCCACCAUGCAGUGGAGGAGGCGCUACUGCUGCACGCACGUUGCCAGGCUCCUGUCUCUCCUCUCCUUGCUGGUGGUCCUGGUCAUCUUGCGUCAUCAGGACUGGCUGCCGGGCAUCAAGGGCCCAACAUUGCGGAGGGAGAACCCAGUGGCUUACACCGAGGGAGGACUGCACUCCAUAGACAAAGGAAAUCACAGCUCCUCACAGAUUCAAUUGAGGGAUGCACCGGUUCCCCCUGCACCUCCGAAAAUGAAUGCCAACCUCAGUUCCCCUCAGGCGGACUCCUCUCCGCAGCGGGUCACAGGACUGGAGAGCUCGCUGGCGACUAAUGCUAACUUGAGCGGAGAGGUCGGGCUAGGGGGCCUGCUGACAUUGGAACCCUACACUUACAUCAUCAACGAGCCCAACAAGUGCCAGGAGGGCGACCCAGAACCCUUACUGGUGCUGCUGAUAGCCACGGAGGCCCAGCAGGUGGAGGCCAGGGAGGCCAUCCGGCAAACAUGGGGAAACGAGAGCGUGGUCCCAGGCCUUGUCCGGCUUUUCUUGCUGGGUGUGAAGGAGGGCGAGGUGGGUCGCCUGCAGCAGAGCAGCCUUGAGGCAGAGAGCAGGAGGCACCGUGACAUCAUCCAGCAGGACUUCAUGGACACAUACAACAACCUGACCAUCAAAACCCUGAUGGGCAUGCACUGGGUGGCCGCGCACUGCCCAGGCGCCAAUUACAUCAUGAAGACAGACAGUGACAUGUUUGUCAACACCGAGUAUCUCGUCCACAAGCUGCUCCAGCCAAAGAAUCAGCCAAAACGUGACUAUUUCACAGGCUACUUGAUGAAGGGCUAUGCACCCAACAGGAAUAAGAACAGCAAGUGGUACAUGUCCCAUGAGCUGUAUCCCAGCGAGAGGUACCCCACCUUCUGCUCAGGAACUGGUUACGUGUUCUCGGGGGACCUGGCGGGGAAGAUCUACAGGGCCUCUCUAGGCAUUCGCAGGCUGCAUCUGGAGGACGUCUACACGGGCAUCUGCCUGGCAAAGCUGCGGAUCGAACCCACACCGCCACCCAAUGAGUUCCUGUUCAACCACUGGCGGGUGUCCUACUCCAGCUGCAAGUACAGCCACCUUAUCACCUCCCACCAGUUUCACCCCAACGAACUGCUCAAGUACUGGCACCACCUGCAGCGCAACAAGCACAACGCCUGCAUCAACACAUUCAACGACUAGAUAGGCAGGUUUCACCAGAGACUGCAUGGGUGCAGCCUAAUUGGUGACAGAGGAUCAAGGGUGAUGUUAGAUCAUGGCCUGUGCAGAGUCACUGGCUAGAUGUAACCGAGUAAAGUACGUUUUUUGGACAAACUAAUGGUUGAGGACAGCCAUUUUUUUUACUGGCUCUCCAGUUCAUAUUUUGUUUUGUUUAAUAUAUUAAUUGGGGGGAAAAAAACUGUAUGCAUCGGUAGAGAGGAAGACCUGAAUUAAAGCCGCUACACAAACAGCGCAAUGGGAGUGUCACAUACAGGCCGUUCCAACAUUUAAGCCACACAAAAGUACAAUGAACAACGUGUGAAAAUAAUGCUCCAUCGCUGCUGUGUUUGCGUGAAGGGCCCAUUAUAUUUCAACAGUGGAUACUGAUAAAUGUUAGACUGUAUUGGUGGACUGUCAAGGUCUGGUAUCCAUUUUGCUCAACUUGGAUUUAACUAAUGUCCUGUUUUUAUAUAUAUAUAUUUUUUAAAUGUUGGGGCAGCAGGGUAGCCUAGUGGUGAGAGCGUUGGACUCGUAACCGGAAGGUUGCAAGUUCAAAUCAGUCGUUCUGCCCCUGAACAGGCAGUUAACCCACUGUUCCGAGGCAGUCAUUGAAAAUAAGAAUUUGUUCUUAACUGAUUUGCCUAGUUAAAUAAAGGUUUUUAAAAAUGUUUAAAAAAGAGCCUUCAAAGGUACUUCAAUUAUUCACCAAAAAGAUCUUUGGCCAUACUUGAGCAUAUAAACCACUUCUAGUGCCAUAUAAAAAAUGUGAAGUAUCAAAACCCAAAAGGAACAUUGAAUAAUCUCACAAGUAGCAGUUGACAUGGAGGAAGAAUGAAAGACCGGAUAUAUGCAAGAGUAGAGAAUGUGGUUGAGAGAGGAAACAGAUCUGGGUGGAACACAGAGCAUAUAAUUACCACCCGUCAAAUGAGAGUAGAUUGAGGUAUUGGCAGGUAAGAUUGUAUUUCACCAGCCCUAUUAGUAUGUGGUCAAUUUGCAGGGCUCUACAGUGCGAGCAUUACAUAUGCAAACAACAAGUCAAAAGUCAAGUAUAAGCACAUGUGCAAGUUAAAAAAAAAAUAACGCAGUGUCUGUUUACAAAGUAUUUCUGCUGUUUUGUUUCAUAGCUACUAAUAGAUAAUGCUACACCCCAGCUCACACAGCAACAUCGUCUGGCAGGGGAGCUGAGCUCAGUGAAAUACUGAAGUUCAUUUUUGGAGGUGCUGCGAACAGGCAUUUACUUAAGUCUACAAAGUGAGACUUUGUCC